CAUACUGAUGUACAUGCUUCUAAGCAAAAUGUGAAAAAACAAGCUUUGAGGAGAACUCCAAGGAAAGUUUUAAAAACUGAGAGCAAAGAUGCAUCGGAACAUAAGAAUAAGGACAUCGUUAAGAGUUUAUCUCAACACAUAAAAAUUUCGAAGGAUGUUCAGAUUACAAAGGAGGUUAGGAAAGGAAAGGGGAAG
This is a messenger RNA of Oldenlandia corymbosa var. corymbosa, 195 nucleotides long. The record is from the annotation of a GenBank genome assembly. Lineage: Eukaryota; Viridiplantae; Streptophyta; Magnoliopsida; Gentianales; Rubiaceae.